This is a messenger RNA of Fraxinus pennsylvanica, 609 nucleotides long. NCBI's taxonomy places the organism in Eukaryota, Viridiplantae, Streptophyta, Magnoliopsida, Lamiales, Oleaceae. The record is from the annotation of a GenBank genome assembly.
AUGAAUGCGGCUGAGUUUCUCAUUGAUCUUGCCAAAGGAAAUAUAAAGGACAAGUCUAUUCCUUCAGAGCUAGAGGAUAAGCUCUUAACUGGUGUAACACAUUUUGAAGAUAAAGAUGGAAGGCCUUCCCCUGGUGAUGUUCACGAGGAAGGUCUAUUGUUCUUUAUUUCAGAUUUUUUGGGUUUUCUUUCCUCUAUUUACAGCCGUCCACACAUUCCUACAAGAAAGGCAAUGUUAGCUAAGGAGAGAUCAGUGGAUAUGUAUAAACUCAGCGCUUAUUUAGUAGCAAGAAACACUAGUGAUCUUCCUUUGGAUCUCGUUUUGCCUAUCGUAUUAUUGGUUGUGGUCUAUUUUAUGGCGAAUUUGAAGAUGACUUUCACUGCCUCUUUGUUAACGUCACUCACUGUUUUUCUCAGUAUAAUUGCUGCUCAGUGCAAUCCAGUCUUCCCAAUAGAGCACAGCAGUAAUGUCACUUUGAAUGUUUCGGGGUUUAGGACUGGCCAUAGGAGCAGCAUUCAUGGAAGUGAAAAAAGCAACGAGUCUGGCUUCGGUUACUGUUAUGGCAUUUAUGUUGUCGGUUUCUUUAUUCAGUUAUAUAUGAUGGUCUAA